Belonocnema kinseyi is the source of this 811-nucleotide messenger RNA. RefSeq lists its product as uncharacterized. The transcript is spliced from 2 exons. NCBI's taxonomy places the organism in Eukaryota, Metazoa, Arthropoda, Insecta, Hymenoptera, Cynipidae. The coding region runs from base 30 to 557 and encodes 175 amino acids. The record is from RefSeq and is a predicted model, not a curated record.
CAAGAAUCAGGGUCAUCUAUUCAGUGAGAAUGAAGAUUUCUUUUCUUUUCUUGAGCCUCGUGUUUUUUCUUAACUAUAUUGAAAUCAGUUCGCAAAGCAGUCGAGAAAAUCGUCGAAGUGGUCGAAAUGAUAAUAGUCAGCAAACACCUCUUCGAAAUUAUGUGGCUACUUCUUCUAGUACCGCUGGACUAAAUAGUCAUCUGAAACCUUCUGGAUUUGUUUUGAAAAAGAAUUACAAAGGCGAACGAAUUUUUAAAUUACUUGGAAAAUGGCCUACUCGCCUCAAUAUACAGCCUCAUACUACUGAAGUAAUGCUUGAAGAUAUGUUAGUUGGAACAAUUGGGCGGGACCCUGAAGCACAUGGGACAAUUAAUAUGUAUCCAGUAAUUUUAGAUGGCACAAGCCUGCCUUGUAUAAUACAUAAAUCUGGAGAGCCCAGAAGUAUUCGUUCUAUUGAAAUUCUAGAUUGGAUAAAAAUAAUGCAGCCAGCAGCCGGUCUCGCUUUAAAAGCCAUAGAGGCAUUACAGCAAGAACGCCAACGUAAACUUCAAAAUUGAAUUUACCCAUAAAAAUAGUAUUUGAAAAAAUGACUGUGCAAUUCAAUGUUGAUAAGAAUAAUCAGAGCGAAGAUUGACACUCAGUACUUCUGAUUGAUUGGAUAUGAGGAAAAAUGGAUUUACAGAAUAGCAGCAAUAAUUUUUUGUUUAGGAACUGAACAAAGGUUACGUAGGCGUAAAUCACAUGAUUCUUAACAUAUCAUACUAUAUCUACUGUUAACAAACAGGACAACAUACUUGUUCCUCAACCAUUU